UUGUUGACGGACGCUCCAUGAAAUUGAAAUUUUAUCGCUAAAGUUUAAACAGUUAAACAAUUUAAGUACGUUUUUCAACAGGCUUUGGGCUUUCGACCAUUCAUAUCGGUCAUGUCUUUCUCAAGAGCUCCAUUAAAGAGAUUUAACGAGAAUGUUGGUUGUGCUCCUCCACCUGGUACAUAUGAGGUGAAGUCUGGUGAGCUGAAGGGAGCUGUUUCAUUUCAUAAAGCAGAGCGCUUCAGAACUGCUUCCAAAACAGAGGCACCCCUGCCAUCCCCUUCAAAAGAAGUACCCAUGUCUCCAGUUCGGAGGACCAUGUCUGUUGAUGGUUUGGCAUUAAGUUCCAAAAAGGACAAAAAUAGUUUCACACUUGAGAUGAAACAUCAGAGACUUCUGGAGAAAGAGAUCCGAUCUUUGGUGCAGCAGAGAGGAGAGCAGGACCGCAGGCUGCUGACCCUGGAGGAAGAGCUGAAGAAGUUGGAGUCUAAAUUGCUCGUGGCUGUCAGAGAGAAGACUGGCCUUGCUGCCAAUGUGGCUUCUCUCGAGAGGCAGCUUGCAGAGUUAAAGAAAGUUAAUGAGUUCCUGAAGACCAAGGUCUCUGCGGAUACCACCAAGAAGAAGAUCAAUUCUCUUUCCAUGGAGCUCAUUGAGGCCAAAAAUAAACUGGAUGCCAAAGACAAGGAGCUGAGCUUCCUACAGAUCAGCUCAGAGGGGAAAGUAAAGGUCUUGGAAACGGAUCUGGAGACUGCCAGAACAACUUUUAGAGUUCUUCAGGAAAGGAACCAGGAUCUUGAGGAUCUUCAUCAGGAAACAAGAGCCCAGAAUGAGCAGAUUGAGAAUGAAAUGGAUAAAUUGCACAACAUAAUCCAGGAGCUGAGGGAGGAGAUAAAAGCCCUGCAGAGUUACUUGGAUUCUGCAAAUGAAGAGAUUCAGGAUUUGCGGAUUAAGCUCCAGGACAAAUCCACCAUGGAGCGCCGUGUCUCUGAUGCUCAAGACAACCUCAGUGAAGUGGAACAGAAGUUGGAGAAAUGUACCGGUGAGCUGCAGGACUGUCAGGAGGUGCUGAAAGUUAAGGAAGAGGAGCUGCGGAUUUCUCAGCAGGAGCUGCAGGACUCCCAGAAGGCUCUAGAAGAGAAGGAAAGUGAGCUGGAGCGCCACUUGCAGGAUCUACAGGCCUCGCAGACCUCGCUGAAAGAGCUAGAGGAGCAGAUGCAGCGAGGAGUUCAGGAUCUUGAGGAGUCCCGGAGCGUGAUUCGCCAGCAGGAGCAGGAACUGGCCCGAGUGAAGGAGAUCUUGAGGAGGACAGAGGUAGAGCUGGAUCAGCGUGUGGCGCUCAUGGGCGAGAGAUGCUUGGUGCUGGAGGAUGAAAGAGCCAGGACACAGGAGGAGGGUCUGCGACGGGUUCAAGAGCUCAAGGCAGAGAUCAAUGCAUUGGAGGAGAGCAGGCAGACUGAGACAGAGGCAUAUGAAAAGCUGAAGGAGGAGCAUUCUGCACUUACCAAACAACUGGAGGAGGAGAAGACUCACAGCGGCUCCCUGGCUAGCAUGCUUGAGCACCUGAGAAAUGAGACUGAGGCAGAGAGGAGGCAGCUUGGCGAGGAGCUGGAGGAUGCGCUCGAGGAGCUGUCAGAGCUGGAGAAGCAGGAGCAAUGCAGUGAGAAGGCCAUCCAGCAUCUCACACAGAAGAUCCAGACGCUGGAGCAGGAGCUGAAGAACAAUUGUGCUGAGUUGGAAAAAAAGUGUGCUGAGAUGCAGGCUUUAGAAGAGGGUCAUGUGACUGCAAUCAAAAAACUAGAAGAGGAUCACAACACCUGUCUUGCCAAGCUGGGAGAUGUUACUACUGACUUUGAGAGCACAAGACGGUCUCUGGGUGAGCAGAAGGCCAAGGCAGAGGCUCAAACCCAUCAGCUGCAGGAAGAGAUGAACCAACUGAAGCAACAGUUGCAGCAGGACCAGCAGAAACUCAUAAGCUACCAGGAAAUGCAGCGUAAAGAGCGAGAGGAGUAUGCUAGGAUGCUAUUAGAAGUUCAGGCAAAGCUGGCUCAGAGAGAGAAAGAGUUGAAGCGAGCUGCAGAGACUCAGAGUGAGGAGCUGAGACUCCUGAAGGUGGAAGUGGAGCAGGAGAGAGAGCGGGCCCAGACUCAGCUGGAGAGAGAACAGAAGAGGAGGCAGUCAGUGGAGGGCCGUUCUGCAGAAGCCAGCAGGCUGCGGGGCCUCGUGGACGAGCUGGAAAACCAGGUUUCUGAGCUGCACGGGCAGGUGCAGGAGGAAAAAGACUCUUCUCAACGUCACGCUGUGGAGUGGCAGCAGGAGAGACGACAGCUAUGCAGACAGAUGGAGGAGGAAAGACAAGACUUUCACAAACAACUCGCAGAGGCUCAGCUGCAGAGCACGUGUGAUUCUGAAACACAACACUGGAGAAACUUGUAUGAAGAGCUCUAUGCUAAAGUUAAACCAUUUCAGGAACAGCUGGACCGUUUUGCAGCGGAGAGGAACGCUUUGUUGAAUGAGAAAGGAUCCACGCAGGCGGAGUUGAACAAGUUAGCCGAUGCCUAUGCUAAUCUGAUGGGCCAUCAAAACCAGCGACAGAAGAUUAAACACAUGGUCAAACUCAAAGAGGAGAACUUGGAGCUCAAACAAGAAGUGUCCAAGUUAAGGGCACAAGUGGGGAAACAGAAGCAAGAGCUGGAUCGACUCAAGUCCAGCCAGGUGCCACAGAGGUUCGACCCCAGCAAGGCUUUCAAACAUGAGCUCAAAGAAAACCAGCAGCCCAGCUCAGCUCUUACACAAGGCAACAUCAAAUUUCGUUAAACUAUCACUAAUGGACUUUUGUGGAAUAUCCCUUGCCUAUGGAUGACUGCUCAACAUGGACACUGUGAACGAGGAUAUUUCAGCACCCAAACAUCCUGACUGCCUCUUCGGAGUCUGACAAUGUAGAUUUUAUUUAUGUACGUUUUAUUUUUGUUUGUGUGUGAAUUUAAUACAGUGGCAUUAACAUCGUUACUGUCACUCAAUAUCUAUAUAUAAUUGACAACCCCCUUUUUUAGAUGUUGCUCUUGACUAAUUUGACUACAAUGGUGAAAAUGUAGAUAUGGACUUACUCACUUAGGAUUUUCUGUUAUCUGAUUUUGUUCAUCACUGGGUGUGCUAUUAUCUUUAAAAAGUUCAAUGUUUGCCCACUCUUUAAGUGUCCAACGAAUCUUGUUCAGUUGAUUUGUUCUUUUUUUUUUUAAGUAAAUUUUAGUU
Messenger RNA from Rhinichthys klamathensis goyatoka, 3246 nucleotides. RefSeq names its product hyaluronan-mediated motility receptor (RHAMM) (gene hmmr). Gene Ontology annotation, cellular component: membrane. Bases 112 to 2811 code for a protein of 899 amino acids. The transcript has 20 exons. The record is from RefSeq and is a predicted model, not a curated record. NCBI's taxonomy places the organism in Eukaryota, Metazoa, Chordata, Actinopteri, Cypriniformes, Leuciscidae. Gene Ontology annotation, molecular function: hyaluronic acid binding.